Messenger RNA from Brassica napus (rape), 1210 nucleotides. RefSeq names its product E3 ubiquitin-protein ligase RNF4. NCBI's taxonomy places the organism in Eukaryota, Viridiplantae, Streptophyta, Magnoliopsida, Brassicales, Brassicaceae. Bases 317 to 922 code for a protein of 201 amino acids. The transcript has 5 exons. The record is from RefSeq and is a predicted model, not a curated record.
UACACUUAAGACUACGACCUCUUCUCUGACACGUGUCACGAUCCCGUUGACUCACCUACCGCGUGGUCUUUUAUAAAAACUCGAAUCAUCUUCUCCGCUUCUCUUCUUCUCCUCAAAAGAUCCUGCAACUUUCAAAAACCCUAGAUUCACCAAAAGGUGACUUGCUUCCCAAUUCUCUCCGGCGAUAUUCUCCUAGUAAAAUUCGCGUCACGAAAUCGAAUCAGUCAUCUGUUUUCAAUCUUUCAACUGUAUUUGCCUUGAUAGCAUCGAUAGAGUUUGUAAAGUUGAAUCCUUUUGACACUACUUAACAGGUAAGAUGAACGCACAAGAGUUGAGAGCACCACGUGGCAUUCUUCGGAGAAAAGCUUCGAUUGAUCUUAAUGAGGCGCCCGGAGAUCAAGAAGGGAACUCUGCUUCCGUAGACGCAGCUCCUACGGUGAUUAUUGGUGGUAACCUUCAAGCGAGGUUUUUACCUUCUCAGCCUGUUCCGGCAAUGAUCGAUGUCGAUGCUAUUGAAGAUGAUGUUGUUGAGUCAUCCGCUAGUGAUUUUGCUGAAGCUAUAAGAAAAUUAACAGGUUCACGCCGGAGGCGUUUGACGGUUGGUGUAGAGUCAGGUGGUACGAUUAGAUUGUCUCCCAACAAACGCAGAAGGGUUCCUCCUAAUCAACCUGUCAUCGACUGUGAGAAUGUCCCCGACACCUCAAAGGCUCCAGCUCCGGCUCCUCCUCCGCCAGAGGAGCCUAAAUUCUCAUGUCCAAUUUGUAUGUGUCCGUUUACUGAGGAGAUGUCAACCAAAUGCGGCCACAUCUUCUGCAAGGGAUGUAUAAAGAUGGCGAUAUCUAAGCAAGGCAAGUGCCCUACUUGUAGGAAAAAGGUGACUGCGAGAGAGCUGAUUCGAGUAUUCCUUCCAACCACCAGAUGAUUUUGGUACAUCGACAUUACCAAUCAUCACCUUGUUUAAUUGUUUGUCAGACUUCAUCGCGUUGGAACAUGGAAGGGACAUUGUUUGAAUGUUUCACUUUGUUGGAAGACAAAGUUGAUUAUUCAAGAAGGCCCUGUCAUUUAGUUGGAUAUGAUUGGUAAUGUCAAUUUAUAAGCAACUCUUUGUUUCCUAGUUGCUGCUGUCUUAUGUAAUAUAGGUCUCUGCAAACCUCUCAGGCAAUGCCUCUCUGUUAUAGAUGAAAAUUAUACAUGGGAAAACUUUAUAAUA